ACUCAUGCUUUGACUCGUGUGUCAUGUAAGCCAUGUCGUACUGUUUCAUGCGAUACACUCUGUUUCUUACUACGUUUUGUUCUUGACUAACUGCGGUCUGGGGGCGUUACUAUUACUGGAGAGGACAUCCAGAUGAACCCUAUCAUUAAUCCACCUGCUAACUUUUGGUCUUCCGCUGAGGGCAAACCGACCUUAUCAAACUGGAUGAGGUGGAAGAAAUCAUUUAUUAUCUACAUGGAACCACUGUCUGUUUUGAAUCCUAUGAUUUACUUUCGGAGUCCCACAAAAUACGACUAUUCAGACAAGUGCUGGGAGAUGAAGGCCAACGAAAUUAUGAUGCACUAUAUGCAGAAAAUUGUGACACUAUUACAUCGACUUUGGAUAAAUAUACCACACUGUGGGGAUUGAAACAGAAUAUUUAUACUGCGAAAUAUUGCUUCACAAAGCUUGUACAGAAACGGAAUGAGCGCGUCAACAACUUUGUUGCAUACAUCCAUCAGUUUAUUCCUGAGUGUAAAUACAACGAAAUGCCGCCCGACAAAGGUAAAGAAGAAAUGAAACUGCAAUGCUUAGUUGCGAGGAUUCUGAACAAACGUGCACGGGAAAAAUUGUUGUCUUUGAACGAGUCAGUUACUACUCGUUCGCCAAAGAGGGGGAUUUCUCGCACCAGCUAAGUGAAUGCACUGCCCAUCCACUCGUCGAUGCUGUUCACGCAUUGCUAAACCAAGGAUUUCAGGUGAACCUCGAAAACAGUUCGUGUGCUAUGGUUGCGGGAUGCAACCUGCUCGUGUUUUUGAGUGUCACCACAAAGAAAGCAUCUGCCGGAAAUGUAGUAAAAUAGGCCACUUAGCCCGCGUGUGCAGAUCGGAACCCGCCCCAACAACCAAUCUCACUCAAUCGAGGCGCUAUAAUAAGCUGCCACUUACCGAGAAAAGGUUCUGGAAGAUCCAGAUAACGAUCUAAAUUCCGUCCACUUGAUUACCGUAUUACCCAACAAGUGUCCUCCAUAUGCGAUUCGCUUGAUGAUCGAAAAUGUACCGAUCGGUUUGGAACUGGAUACAAUGGCUGCAGUUACCAUUAUAAACAGUGAUUCAAUUAAGAGUUUUCCGCCCUAAAACCAUGUGACUCCAAAUUUCAAACCUACACAGGAGGUCCGAUUAGGGUCUUGGUAAGGUGCAUGUUUAAAGUCAGGCAUUGAGAGCGGGAAUUAGCUCUAUCUUUGAGCAGAAAUUGGACCCGAUACAUCCCAGAAACGAUUCAGACUAAUGAGGACGUGAUCAAUGAGAGCAGUCUAAACGACUUAUUGAACCAGUGUUCAUUUUUCGAAAAUAACUUAGGAAAGCUGCAACAUUGCAAAGCUUCCACCAAGCUACGGGAGAACACCAAUACCAAGUUUUACAAAGCAGGAACAUUAACGUACGCUAUGUGUUUAAAAGUUGAAGUGGAACUACGACAGCUACAAUCCGAAGGCGUAAUCAUGCCCGUACAACACUCGGAGUAUGGUACCCCAACUGUUCCUGUACUCAAACCCGACGGUGCCAUUCGUAUCUGUGGGCACCAUAAGUUAACUGUCAAUCAAGCUACCAAGGCGGUAAUGUAUCCUUUGCCACACAACGAAGAUUUGUACGCUACGUUAUCCGGUGGUCACAACUUUUCUAAGCGUGUUCUUAGACACGCAUAUUCUUAAGUUGAACUUGGUGAGGACUCACGUGAAGUAACCACCAAAACUACACAUUUUGGACUAAUUCAAAAUGCUCGUCUUCUUUUCUAAAUAAGCUCCGCCCCAGCAUCUUCCAGCGGAUUGUGGAUGACAUCGUGAAGAAUAUACCCUUCAAUUGUCCUUAUUUGGAUAAUAUCCUGAAUUCGUAGCCGAAGUGAUUCAGAACAUUUACAAACACUUCGGACGGUGGUUGAACCUCCGGAAUCGAAUGGAUUGAACCUGACGACAUCUAAAGACUUCAUCUUUCCAUUCGAUUGACGCUGUUAUGGUCUGGAUUGUUGAUGCUUGAAUUCCCACUUGGUUGCGAAGACCUAGAAAGUAGCGCUGGUAAACUGGGUACAUUAUCGGAGGCCAGCACCUCCAGUAUACAGUGCCGCGCGAAUUGACAGCUGGGUUUGCGGAUAACCGCUUCUAGGAUCGCAGUGCUUACCGACAUCAACGUCAAUGGAGGCAAAUUAACCUUGUGGCAAUUUCUACUGGAACUGUUGAUGUCGGGUCGGUACACGAAUUUGAUCCGCUGGACCAACAAACAGGGGGAGUUCAUUCUACUGCAGGCGGAAAGUGUGGCAAAAUUAUGGGGUCUGCGUAAAGAUCGGAACCAUCGUAUGAACUACGAUAAGCUGAGUCGCGCAUUGCGAUAUUACUACGAAAAGAAUAUCAUACGCAAGGUGCACGGGCACAAAUUCGUGUAUCAGUUUAUCGGCUUGCAAAAUUUGCUAAAGUAUUGUCAAACAUCUGCAUGUGACGAAGGAUUGCAGACUGCGAACCGUCACGUCGUUGCUCCUGGAACGGAACAGGAUUUGCAAAAUAAACCUAGCAUAGGUGAGCUGAGCUUGGUGAAGGACCGUGAAUCUUUCUAUGAGACUAGAACCCACGAGACGUCAGUCACAACCUGGGUGCAUAAUCGUCAACAGAUAAUGCAAACUUCGCCUAAAGAGGUAGUAGCAGUUGACCAACUCGAGAAACAUGAUCCGUCAGUUAACAAAGAUUACUCCGAAAGGACAGUGCAUAAAACGAACAGAGAGGCCUCUGUAUCUGACUGCCCUUCCAGAACGGUGGGCCCUUCUGCUGAAGGGUGUUCCCUUCCGCCCUAUUCGAGUUAUCCAUUUGAAGUCACUAAUCAGAGUCCUAUUCCGAAUUCCCCCUUUGUAAAUUCGCUCAAUUGCGAUACGGUUACAACGGAGAAACUCAUUUGGUUAUCGAGCCUUUUUUCAUCUCUGGCCUCGGUUGUUUCCUUGAACCAGUCCUUCCCCCCAAUGCCAAGUUCACAAACGAUAAGUCUAUCUCAAUCCCCAAACGUUUACCCUGUGGUGUCUUCUAGGAGGUGGAGUGUAAACACUGAACCAUCGCAUGUGCCUCCACUGCGCACACUCAUUGAUCAUCUGGAUGCGGUGCAAACCCUUACUCCGCUUUCGUCACAUUCUUUAAGGAAUCCAACUCGGGAUACGAUUUCCGAGGGUCUGCAUAGCACGACCAUUGCACGAAAUUCAAAGGGCCUACGGCAAGUUGUACCAGGGGAACCAAGUCAAAACGACUUCAGAAGUAACACAACAAACGCUAACCGUACCACAUAUACACCAUCUGAUGCAACUCAAGUAUAUCGAUCUCCUUCUCCACACUGUCAAUGCAGUUGCCAUCGUUCGUUCUCGUUGGAAUCCAAACAACCAGCAACUUAUCUGACCUCUUCAGUUGGAGAUAUAUACGCAAAUGACAAUUCAGGACCAGAUGUGAAUCGCUCCCCCAAAGUGACUGAAGCGCGCAUUGCAACAGAUGUUUCCCCAACGCAGUUGCAUCACCAGCGCCACACAAUUAAUAUGCAACGCCUUGAGGAACAGAUUUCCAAACUUGGGAGAACCAGUCUGUGGAAUGCUCGCGCCCCGCAUGCAGUCGGAGCAUGUGAUUUCGUGAGGUUCUGUUCUACACCUCGAGGAAUGCAUAGCGAUCAAGACACGAUGGCUUCUUCCACUACACACUACUCCACCGAUUCUCUUGGUGUUCGGCAGAUGAAUAGUCCAAGAACAGGGGAAUCCGAUGAUCCCGCCAACUUGGGAGCAGAUGUCCGAACCUCAGGAGAUGAUCAAUGUGUUUGGAUGCCAGUACCUUUGAGUAUGUUAACUUCGUGGCUGCAGCUGCUGUCUACAAUUAGGCCAUCCCUCUGUAACGAUGGAAUCACUUGCCCUGUUGAAGGACAUUCUAAUGAUGGCCUGACAUCCGGCGAGGAAACGGACUCAGUUCGCCCAGCUGUUUCACCGACUCGUGCUUGUGAUUCAAUACCUCUCGUAGUUAAACAGGAAGUGUUUGAUGAAAGCGGCCGAUAACAAACGCGCCUAUUUAUUGCAUAGAUAGAUGCGUGCACAGUUAUGAGACACGGAAAUUAUUGUUUUCUAUGCCGUGGUCUCUGUCCAACCCGGUUGCCCAAGUUUACUACCUUUAUCCUUCUAAAUAUUUCCUUUUAAGUUCAGAUGUAAAUACGAUUAAUUCAGCAGAAGUUUUAUGCGUUUU
Messenger RNA from Dicrocoelium dendriticum, 4222 nucleotides. NCBI's taxonomy places the organism in Eukaryota, Metazoa, Platyhelminthes, Trematoda, Plagiorchiida, Dicrocoeliidae. The record is from the annotation of a GenBank genome assembly.